AUCAGUAUUAAAGAAUUAUUUUUCUGUUUAACAAAAUAGGUUUACAAACUAAAUCGACGUCCAACGUAAAAAUCAUGAAAAAUAAUUCAAAAAUUAUUAAGUUUUAAAGUGAAAAUCGUUUGCAUUGAUGGCGAACCACUAAAAGUAUAAAAGUUUGAUAACAUGUUUUUUAUUCAAUACUCGUCAUUUGAACAAUUACACCAGUCAUAAUUCGAUUAAUAACCCAAACAAAUAUUUUUUAACUAUGUAGGUAAUAAGUGAGAGAAAGAGAGAAAUUAAAGUUCAUUGCAAAUGAAUUUCCCCACUUCAGGAAGGAAAAAUGCGAAAAACAUAACGGAAAAAUCAAAUCAGUUUGCGGUUUUUUCUCAUUUUACCAAGGGCCAGUGAGCAACAAUUUUACUAUUUUACCUUGCACAGAAAAAUGAUUCAGUCCAUCACCAAUAAUCAAACUAAUCACUUAUCGAUCGUUUCGGAUCAUUAACAACCGUUUCAGACAUUUCCCCAUUUUAUUUAAUCUGCCUUUUUUUAAAUUUGCAUUAUCGUUGUUCAGUGCACAAAGGAAACUGCGUGGCACGCAACCAAUGAAAAUAUCGUGAUGCAAAAAUCGGUCUAAUUUGAAAUAAUCAAAACUAGAAAAUAACAACCGUAACGAUGAGGUGCCAAAAGAAAGUCGUCCUUACUUCCUAUAUCAUCGGUGAUAACCCAGAGAACAUAGUUAAUAUAUUUCAGCAAUUUCAAAUGACUAAAAACGAUAAAUGGGAAAAUUCCGAUGUUAUUAUGGACAACGAUAUAGCAACCAGUGAAAAGAGAAUUUCUGAUACAACUUUGGACCUAACGGAAAAUUUGCGACAUCGAUCUGGCAGUCUAAUCUAUCCUCCAAGGGAAACAUUUUCGAUGAAAGAAUGGAUGAAAUAUCAUGCAAGAAAAACAUGUAGUACAAAGACUUUAAAAAAGAGAGUGCCAAUAUUUGGUUAUUUGCCAAAUUAUACUUGGGAGACAGCACUAUCCGACUUCCUAGCUGGACUUACUGUGGGACUUACCAUCAUCCCACAAGCCAUCGCUUAUUCCAGUGUUGCAGGACUACCUGCCCAAAUUGGUCUGUAUUCCUCAAUUGUUGGUCCAUUUGUCUAUGCAAUUUUCGGAAGCAGCAAAGAUUCACCCAUAGGUCCCACAGCCAUAGAAGGGUUGCUGGUUAGGGAAAACAAGCACGAAUUGGGAGUGGCAGGAGCAAUUUUACUAUGCUUCCUUAGUGGCUGCGUGGAACUGGCAAUGGGAAUAUUGCAUCUAGGCUUCUUAAUAGAUUUUAUAUCUGGCCCAGUAGCUGUAGCUUUUACUUCUGCAGCUGCUAUUAUAGUAGCCACCACGCAGGUAAAGGAUUUGUUAGGAUUAGACCAUCCAGGGGAUAAUUUUCUUCUUGUGUGGAAGCAAAUUUAUGAACAUAUUACAGAAAUAAGUGGACCCGAUUGCGCCAUGGGAUUUCUGGCUAUUAUAUGUUUAGUGAUAUUAAAAAAGCUCAAAGAUAUCAAAUAUCUUCAACAAGGAAGCGAAGAAAACUCCACGUUCCACAGAAUCUUAAAUGGGGCCUGUUGGUUCUUAGCCACUUCUAGGAACCUUCUGGUGGUUGUUAUAUCUGCAUCAGUAGCUUACGCUUUUGAAUCGCAAGGCACAUCACCAUUUCGUUUAACUGGUUUUGUCAAGCCGGGUUUACCAAGCGUUAGUCUGCCACCAUUUAGUACCGAAGUGAAUGGUAAAAGUUACACCUUUUUCGACAUGGCCUCAACUCUCGGAUCUGCCAUCAUCAUUGUUCCUAUUUUAUCAAUUUUGCAGAAUUAUGCCAUUGCCAAAGUCUACAGUGAAGGCCGGUCAAUAGACUCAACACAGGAAAUGUUGGCUCUAGGAUUCUGUAACAUUGCAUCUUCAUUUGUAAGCUCGAUGCCAGUAUCUGGGGCUCUAUCCAGAGGAGCGGUGAAUCAUGCGAGCGGUGUUAGAACCACAUUUGGCGGAGUCUAUACGGCUAUUGUAGUAAUUUUAUCGUUAAAAUUUCUUACUCCCUGGUUCUACUAUAUCCCUAAAGCAGCCCUUGCAUCUGUUAUUAUUGUGGCUGUAGCUUUUAUGAUAGAGUUGCAUGUUUUAGGACCCAUAUGGAAAACAAAGAAAAUUGAUCUCAUCCCAGCCUCAGCGACAUUUUUCGGAUGCUUAUUUACCAGACUUGAAAUUGGAAUUGGUAUUGGAAUAGCGAUCAAUUUAGCAUUUUUGCUUUAUGCGACAGCUCGACCUUCAAUUAACAUUGAAAAAUCUAAGACGAAUGUGGGCCACGAUUACCUUCUGAUAACACCUGACAGAAGUGUUCUCUUUCCAUCGGUAGAAUUUGUUAGAAAUGUGAUCACAAAAGCAUCUAUAAAGAAAGGUUUAAGUGCAGUUCCUGUUGUUAUUGAUGCAAAACACAUUCAAGCUGCGGAUUAUACAGCCGCAAAAGGUAUGAAGCUGCUAAUUAGUGAUUUUGCCAAUAGAAAUCAACCGAUUGUUUUCAUGAAUCUGAAGAAGUCAGUCAUAACCACCUUCAAGGGAGUCAAUCCCGAGAGUUUCGUUUAUUGCCAAACGUUCGAUGAACUAAAUGAAUGUAUAGAUGCGUUUACCACUAAAACUAUAUCUCUUGAUGUGGACUUGAUGAAUGAUCAAAGUUUAACCAAAUAUUCAACCAAGUUAUAACUAAUAUCAUAACAUUACUAACUUUAGUACGAUAUUAUCAGCUUUUACAUUAAAAGAAAAUGUAUAUUAAAAUUAAAUGUAUAUUAAAAAAUUAUGUUUGAGCACAUCAUUUUCAAUUAUGUCCUCUAAUGCUAAAAAAAUGUAAUGUUUCGAAAAAAUAAUUUAUGAACUAUUUAACAGUUAUCUCCUGUGAUUUACUUAGUCAAAUGCACCUAUAUAAAUAAAUUAUUAAAUUAGUAAUUAACAACGAUCUGUAAUUCGUGCUUAGCACUGUGAAUUUGAAUUAACGGCAGAUCGAAAGUGUACGUAUGAUUGUAAAUAAAUUGGUUAAAACGUUGAUAAA
Dendroctonus ponderosae (mountain pine beetle) is the source of this 3052-nucleotide messenger RNA. Its product is annotated as sodium-independent sulfate anion transporter. The record is from RefSeq and is a predicted model, not a curated record. Gene Ontology annotation, molecular function: secondary active sulfate transmembrane transporter activity. Bases 652 to 2709 code for a protein of 685 amino acids. Gene Ontology annotation, biological process: transmembrane transport. Lineage: Eukaryota; Metazoa; Arthropoda; Insecta; Coleoptera; Curculionidae. Gene Ontology annotation, cellular component: membrane. The transcript has 11 exons.